AAAAUGUAUUCAAACAACAAAAACUUCUCGCAGGUCAGUCACAAAGUACAGCCGUGAUGUGAGCAGGUAGCAUUGGAACAGAUGAGAGCAACAACUCUAUUCUCCUUGCAGUGAAAGUAUAACAGGAUCUUCUUCAAGACUAUGCCGGGGUACCGCGCGUAUUUUGUCCCGGCGGUGAGAGAAAAUUUAUUAUGCCGCAUAUGUCAUCUUCCAGUUCGAAACGCCGUUCAAGUGUCCGUUUGUGGACACAGAUUUUGCGAUUCUUGUCUUAAUGGAGCCUUCAGUAACACGAGGCAAGCAGCCCGACUGAGAUGUCCCGUGGACAGUUCAAGUAUCGAUUUAUCUCAGAUUUACGCAGAUGAUGUGACGAAUCAGAUGAUAUUUUCACUGAAUGUUGUGUGUGACCACUAUCAACUUGGCUGUAAGUGGAAGGGACAGUUAAAGAAACUUGAGGAUCACAUGGCCAAUUGCAAGUACGCGCAAGUAGAUUGCAUUGCGGGUUGUGGUCAGAAAAUUCAGCGGAGGAAGAUCACCGAACAUGUGAAAAAAGAUUGUAUAAAGAGAUGGGUAAAGUGUCCCCGCUGUAAAAAGGAAACAACGUUUGAGAAUCUACAGAGCCAUAACUGUCCUGCCGCCCGUCGGAACCCGGACCAGGAGAUAGUGACAUGCAGUAAUGGAUGUGGGGUCCGACUAAAACGACACGAAAUGCCGCAUCACUUGAGAAAUGAUUGCUUACACCGAUGGGUCUACUGCGAAAACUGCUCUGUAGAAAUCGUCUUCAAAGACAAACAGGAACACUUAAGACGUUGUCGACGCUCUGAUUCCCAAACUGAAGAACCAGGAAUAACAAGAGGAGGCAAACGACAGAGCAUGCCUCACUCAGUGCGCUUCGAUCCACGUGGCCUGCGCAGCGGUAAUCGAAGCAACAGCACCUCGCAAGAAGCCCUGAAUUCCAGUCCCCCUGCACCCAUGCGCUCUGCCUCGUUUCCAGCUUUCCUCAAUUACGUCGGUCGCGAGGAGAUCCCAAGCGAGGUGGUCUACCGUGGGUCAGAACGAAGCAGGUCUCGCACAACGAGCCAAAUCGACAUCGAAAGAGAAUCUGACAUUUUUACAUGCACUUGUGGUCAGAGAAUAUCACGUGGUCAAAUCACGAGUCACAUGUCAGAGGAGUGUCCGAGGAGAUUGACCAAAUGUCAGUAUUGUCGUGCGCAAGUCAAGUUUGAAGACAUGCAGAGCCAUCUUCAAGUGUGUCCUCACUUCCCCUUGAGUUGCCCAAAUAGUUGUGGUGUGUCACAGAUUCCACGAGAAGAGGUGGAUCGCCAUCUUACCCACGAAUGUCGCUCAAAUCUCAUUCAUUGUCCUUUUAAGCAUGUUGGCUGUCAACAUCAAUGUCCACAACGAAGCCUCACACAGCAUCUAGAAGACGGCAUGAAAAAACAUCUUGAGCUCGUUUCACAGCUUGCUCUUGAUCAAAGAAAGGAAAUUGACCAAUUGCGCGAAAUUGUCAAACAUUGUAAGCCUUUCACCGAUAGUAAACUCUAUUGGAGGAUCGACGACUUUUGGAACAAAUUUGAGGACGCCAAGCACAAAACAAACGUAGAGUUGCACAGCCCUCCUUUUUACACAAGUCCUUAUGGGUACAAGUUCAAAAUCGUGGUGUUCCCGUACGGAAAUGGUAGCGGGGAAGGGUCGCAUCUUUCACUCUAUGUCCGUCUUCUCCCGGGAGAAUACGACACGCUCUUGAAGUGGCCGUUUGAGGGCGAAAUCACUUUGUCGCUUUUGGAUCAAAACAGGGACUCUACCAGGGGCCAAAGAAAUAUUAGCCAAUCGUUUAGCCCGGAUCCUAACUGGAAGAGCUUUCAGAGACCUGGUAAGAAUGGUGCCACACUCGGCUUCGGUUACCCACAAUUCGUUUCUCAUCGAGGCUUGGAAUCUACGAGUUACGUCAAAGAAGACUGCUUGUUUAUCAAAGCGACUAUCGACUGCAAAUAUUCUGCUGAUUUAUAACUCAUAACAAAAAAAUCAAUAUCAAAGAAGUCUAUAAAUUUUCAUUGCAUACGAUCAAUUUUAUGGCAAAAAUUCUUACUUCAAGAAAGUGGACACAUUUUUAAUACAAACAAACUACAAUAUCUCAUUGCUCAAAUUGUUUCUGUAGAUUAGAUAAUGAAAAUAGUGUUUCCUUUUAGACUAGAAUAGUGGAACAUAUAUUAUAUUAUACCAUAAUGAUCUGUCUCUCCAAAAUCUGUUUUUUCUUUGUUUGUAUGCGAAAUGGUGAUAAAAAUUUUUAAGAAGACUGAACUAUCAUAUUCAAACCAAGAUUUACGCUUGCGUCCGCAAAAAUAGAUCCGCUGUAUAUAGAGAUUUGAACUUCGUGGGCGUGUGUGUUUUUUUAAAUGAUUACUUGCUUUGAGUCGAGACCAGCAGCGAACAAAGGACACUACAGUUUUGAGUCCUCGUUUUAGGAAUCACUUGAGAUCGUUAUCAUUUAACAGAAACGUUGUGUAGCCUGUUUAUGAUAAAACACGCGCGAGUAUUGGAAAGCACUUUUACAGGUGUCCAGUUCGCAUGUUGCCUUACGUAGGGCAGAAACACUUUCGAUAACAAUUGUGGUUUAGGUUAUAAGAAAGCCGUUCGCUCUAUUGAAGUAAGCAAAUGUUAAUGCCAGUAAGGUUUUUUCUAUAAAACUUUUGAAAACCCUUCAUGAACAAAGCUUUCUCCGAUUUUGCAGUGCAUCUUCGUGGAAGCGACAAAGCAUUCGUGAUUGUCAAUACUCCCUAUAAAUCUUGUUUUCAGGCGCUAUGCUUCACUCUAACGUUGAACUGUAUCUGACCAUAACGUCAUACGAACGGCCGUAAAGUAUUUUCAGUAAGAUUUCAAGAUCCAAGUAUGAAUUCUUCUCAUCAACAGUAAUUGUUUUAUUCAAAGUCAAAGGGCGAAUUACACGUCAAUCCUUGGGGUUAACUUUUCAUUGUGACAACUGUUUGAGAAAGUUCAUUGCACAUCUUCUUUUAUAUUACUCUUGUCCUAAUGCUUCCUUAGAUUGAUGUUAUUGAUCAUAGAUAUUUAAUAAUUAAAACAAUGUUUGCGUACUGCUGUGCGAGAAAAUAACUCUGUCCAACAAGGACGUAGCAAUAAAAUACAGAAUU
Messenger RNA from Pocillopora verrucosa, 3146 nucleotides. Its product is annotated as TNF receptor-associated factor 4-like. The record is from RefSeq and is a predicted model, not a curated record. NCBI's taxonomy places the organism in Eukaryota, Metazoa, Cnidaria, Anthozoa, Scleractinia, Pocilloporidae. Gene Ontology annotation, molecular function: zinc ion binding; protein binding. Gene Ontology annotation, biological process: regulation of apoptotic process; signal transduction.